UGCGAUAUGGACCUAAUUUUCCAUUACGCCUGUGGCCAGUAGAAUAACCUCAUCAGGGCCAGUGACACAUACUUUUGAUUUCUUGAAGUGCCGUCUGUCAAACUUCAGGAAAAUUCUUGCAUUGAUGCUCAAGUUUCACCUUUUUUACCUACACUUUUGUCCAUUCCUCGUACACAUUUUUCAGAUGGAGGGGAAAAAAACUGCUAGCAUCAUUUUUCCAUUUAUUGUUUUUAAACAUGGUUGGCUGAUAUUUUACCUGACAUCAGCCCACAUCAGGCAGAUGGAAGUUGUUGCCAUUCUCUUGACAUGCAUGGAACAAGCAAAAUCCCAAGAAGCCAAGGAGAGAUAACCUAUUUGUCGAAAUGCUUAUUAAAAUAACAUUCAUUGAAAUCAGUUUGCUUUUUAACUGCUAUAUGACUUCAGCAUGCCCUGACAACAAAUAUGGGGUGGAUUGUUCAAAAGACUGUGGCCACUGCUGGAAUAAUGCUGUGUGUUUGAGGGAAAAUGGCAGCUGCCCCACCGUAGGCAAGCAUCGUUGUCAGCCUGGCUAUUACAAGCAGAGAUGUGUGAAGGAGUGUACACCUGGAAAGUGGGGAGCAGACUGUUCAGCUGACUGCGGUCACUGUGCAGGGGGCGUGGCUUGUUCCAUACAGACAGGGGAGUGUCCAAGAGCAGCCUGUGAAGAAGGCUGGCAAGGCACUUUAUGUGAUGUGGACAAAUCAAAAAUUUGCCCUGAUAAGAUGUUCGGUGAGAACUGUGAACACAAGUGUGGUAUGUGUUAUGGGGGUAAAGAGUGUAACAAAACCACUGGUCACUGCCCCGUUUCUGUACCCCUUUGUCAGCCUGGAGCAACAGGGCCACAGUGCAGAACUAAUUGUAGCAGAGGCUUUUAUGGAGCGGACUGUAAGGAGACCUGUGGAAAGUGUUACAAGGACCUGACAUGUGAGCCUGUGACUGGAAUUUGCCCUAAUCAGGGACGGAACAUGCGCUGUCAACCAGGCUGGGCUGGAAAUAUGUGCAGGACACGUUGCAGCAAGGGGCGGUACGGGGUGGACUGUAAGUCUGUGUGUAGUGCUCACUGUGUGGUGAAGGGAGAAUGUAACCUGCUGACAGGAGCCUGUGUUGUCUCCCCUACACAGGUGCGUUGUGAGCCCGGCUGGACUGGGGAUGACUGUCAAACUGGUUGUUCGCAAGGAAAAUAUGGGGCUGACUGUAGCCUGAAUUGUGGUAAUUGUCACAUGGGCUCCUGUGAUGCCAUCAAUGGAACCUGCUACAAAUCUGACACCAGUCCUCGCUGUCUAGUGGGCUUUCGAGGACUCCAGUGCCAGACACCUUGUAAAAAUGGAACAUAUGGUCCUGACUGCCAGCAUGAGUGUCACUGUAAGGGAGGUAACCCUUGUGAGCAGAGUGGCUCAUGCCCUGUGGAGAAGAAUGGACUGCGUCUGUGUGAGCCUGGAUGGAUUGGGCCCAAGUGUAAUACAGCCUGUUCUGCCAACCGUUAUGGGGAGGGGUGUCGAAGUGAGUGUGGCCACUGUCAUGAUAUGGCUGAGUGUAAUAUCCACACAGGAGCAUGUCCUCAGCUCCUACCUAACACUGCUGUGUGUCAGGAGGGUUGGACAGGGGACAGGUGUGACACAGAGGAGAAAUCAGCAGCUGACAACACAGUGUUACUGGUGUGUGUGUGCAUAGCUUGCACAGUCCUUCUAGCUGCCCUUGCCAUCUUCCUAAUCUUCUAUCUUAGACGGAGAACACUGGCUAAGAGAAGACAAGCCAAUGGAGAUGACCCCCAGCAGCUGUUCAAUCUCCUGGGCCCAGACGAAAGGAAUGGUGUUCCUAAAUCAGAAUUGAAAAGUAACAGAAGACGACUUUUGUUGGGUAAACACUCAGAUGAGGGUGGUAAAGUGACACCACUGAUUACCACAACUAGUGUGCAAAUUAGCAACCUGCUCAACUUCAUCAACAGCCAGGGAUUUAAGAAGGAACAUGAGUUACUGCCAAAAGGCUUAACAGCCAGUACAACAGAGGCCAGUAAGCCAGAAAACAAAGCCAAAAACCGAUUCCAAGGCAUCGUUGCCUAUGAUCAUUCUAGGGUUGUACUCAAUCUUAAAGAUGGUGUGCCUUGUUCGGAUUAUAUCAACGCCUGCUUCGUUCAUGGUUAUAAUGAACAGUUUCGAUAUAUUGCUUCCCAAGGCCCUACCUGUCUGAUGAUGGACGACUUCUGGAGAAUGGUCUGGCAGUUUGACUGUACACGGAUUAUCAUGCUGACCAACCUGGUGGAAGAUGCCCGGAGGAAAUGUGACUUAUACUGGCCCACUAGUGGAAACAAGAAAUUUGGAGAUGUGUCAGUUACACUGCUGGAGACGGAGGCCUAUGCAGAUUUCACCAUUCGCACUUUCAACGUCAGUAAUGAAUUGGAUCUUUCAGUGCCCAGUCGGAUUGUCAAACAGUUUCACUUCACCUCAUGGCCUGACCAUGGAGUACCUCAUUAUCCUACGGCCUUGGUUCACUUCAGAGAAAAGGUUCACACUACAAACACUACUGGCACAGGGCCUUUGGUUGUACACUGCAGCGCUGGUAUAGGCAGAACAGGGACAUUCAUUGGACUGGACUAUCUGAUCGAUCAAGCGAAGGUUGAGGAUAAAGUGGACGUACUACAUUGUGUGCUGAGCAUGAGGAAGCAGCGUGUCAACAUGAUACAGACAGAGGAGCAGUAUGCUUUCUUGUAUGAGGCACUGGCUGAGGCAGUUCUUCUGUCAAACAUGUCCAUGGAGGCAUCAAAGUUUGAGGAAAAGUAUAGAGAAUUACAAAUAGAAGAUUCAGAUUCCGGCAAAACAGGCCUUCUCGAGCAGUUUGAGAUGCUGGCAUCCUUGUCCCCUACAGUGACAGAGAAGGACUGUGUCAGUGCCUGCCUUCCUGAGAAUCUCCAUAGAAACAGAGACCCUAGUGUCCUUGCUGUUGACCACUGGAGGCCCUUCCUAUCCACACAAUGGACAGAUACAACGGAUUACAUUAAUGCUGUGUUUUUACCUGCGUACAGAGAUAACUGUGCAUUCAUUGCCACCCAGAUGCCUUUACCACACACCACUGUGGACAUGUGGCGCCUGGUUCACGGACAGAAGUCACAAUGUCUCCUCAUGCUGAAUGAUCUGGAGGCUCUGGAAGAUGAAAAAUGUGUUUACUGGCCUUACGAUGACACGACAGAGGGGAUGUUUGGACCUUACAAAGUCCAGGUGAUAGAGGUGGAGAAGAAAACCCUGUAUGAUAUACAAACAAUGACAGUCACCUACACACCCAUGCCUGACAAGGUGCCAUUUACUGUGAAGCAGUUUGUGGUCAAGUUUUGGCCUGAGGGUAGAGAUGUGCCAUCAAACCCUGGCGACCUAGUGACGCUGAUAGAAGAGGUGGAUAGGUGGAGGCAGCAGUCUGGCCAGGGACCUGUUAUUGUACACUGCAUGAAUGGGGCAGACAAGUGUGGUCUGUAUUGCGCUGUGUCUGGAAUCCUGGAGAGACUGAAGACUGAUCAAGAAGUUAACAUCCUCCAGACUGUGAAACAGAUGAGAAUCAACAGGCCACAAGUCAUAAAAAACCUGGCCCAGUAUCAGGCAUGUUUUGAUUCAGUGGUUGCUUUCCUGGAGAGUUUCCAGACCUACUCAAAUUUCAAGUAAAACUUGAAUCGUUUCAUCAAAGACACCGACUGACGAAUAUUCCUGUUGAAGUUCACCAAAUACUGUUUGAACUGACUGACUUCUUUAUCUUCCCAGUCAACAUUUUAUAUAUGAACACAUGUUCUGGGGGAAAACGUGGGAUCAAAUCUCAUCAGUGUACAUGGGCAGUAUUUGUUUUUAAAUGUACGUAUAUGUACUGUAUAAUCAAUUUCAGAACAACUUGUCUUGGAGCAGAGCUUUUUGGAAAAGCUUUUCUCAUAUUUUCUCAUAUUUGGAAUCGUCUCAUUGUAGGUACAUGUACAUAAACAGUUUAUGUACCCAUGUACACCAUAUGCAUUAGCUAAGGCUUGAUCUUUCAUGUUAAAUUUGCAUGCAGCUUUUGGCAGCACAGUGCAUCAAUCAAUCCCUUGGUGGAGAUUGCUUUCAGAUAGCCCAGCAAUCAUCACAAGCCCCAGUAGAUUGAAGGAUUUGUGAUAUGAGAGUGGUUGGCGAAAUUACAUUCCAUUUUUGCAAUACCUAUCAUUAAUCUAGUUUAUUUGUCUGUGUGUGUGAUUUGAAAGUAUUGGAAUGUUUGGAUGAUUUUCUUCUGCAGGAAUUUUUUUCUGUUCUAUAUGUAUAUAUCAUUGUGGCAGAGACGGUAGAAAAUGCCAAACGGUAGGAACUGUACAAAAUGUGGCUUUAUCUACACUAAAUAAACACCUAAUGUCACAAUUUUUUUCACAUGUUAGCGAUUUAAGGGAGCAUUGUACACAUAAUUAUUGGAAAGUACACUUACAAGGGAGGCACAUUUAAAAUGUAGUUUGUUCAAUCAAAAGGGAUUUCCCCAAAGGUCGUUGAUUUCUGAUGACAGUUUUCGUUGCUCUUUCAGCCUCAUCCAGUGAGUGAUUCACUUUUACAUGAUGGCUUCAUCACUUUGAUUAUUUUUCAUAGAAAGUGUUGAUUGCUGAACUUUGACAUUGGUACAUUCCCAUCCUGUAAUGUUGAUUUCAUCUAGUCCAUCAAGUGACCAUGGUCAUUCAUCUUUAGUUCCCCACAUUUGUAUCUCUGGAUUGACUGAUACCUGAUUGGACUACAUUUCAGUGGAGUUCAUCUGUAUAAAUAUGUAUUUUAUUCUAGUCAAAUUGUGUACUAUCAAAUUCAGCUAAUUCUGAUAGUACAAAUUUUGCAGAUACAGAUGUAUACAUAUAUUUAGCAUCUUGAUUAACAAUUUUUGUGAUACCACAUAAAAGAAAUAAAUUUAAUGUUACAUUCAUACCAGAGUAUGUCUACACACACCUAGAAGUCACUGAUACCCUCAUUCUUCAACCUCCUCUCAUUAUGAAAGAAUAAUUUCCAGUGCAAGGUACGCAUUUUUUGACUUGAUUUUGGAGAGGAUUGACAAAUUUCAUGGCUUCACAAAAAGUAUAAUUUUAUGAGUCAAAACAGAAUAAUGCCUUCACAAUAUGCUUCAAUAAAACACCUUUCAAACGUGAAAAGUUUGAAGAAUUACAGUAUAAUUACAAAUUUGAUUAAUAUUUGCUUCUCCGGAUUCUGAUAUUGAUUGACUAGCACAGAUCAGCGGC
Molecule: messenger RNA, 5227 nt
Organism: Liolophura sinensis
Lineage: Eukaryota; Metazoa; Mollusca; Polyplacophora; Chitonida; Chitonidae
Product: receptor-type tyrosine-protein phosphatase epsilon-like
Exons: 26
Coding region: 363-3665 (1100 amino acids)
Biological process (GO): protein dephosphorylation
Molecular function (GO): protein tyrosine phosphatase activity
Source: RefSeq, a predicted model, not a curated record